AUGGCCACCUCCAACCUCGAGGGAAAGUUCGACUUGCAAGUGUCGCGGUUCAAUGUGAUCAAAUCAAUGGCAAAGGCCGCCCGGGAAGGCGCCUAUGAAGACUAUUGCCUCUCCGCUUUAAUUCAGAAGGAGGAAUUCCUUGACGGCUACCUCGCAAAAUUCGAGACGCUUCACGAGCGGCUUUGUGAAGCGAAGGUUGAGGGCCUCACGGACUACCCCUACUUUAAGGAGCAGACAUAUGUGGCCGCCGUCGAAGCCUACGCCGCCGCCAAGUCCAUCAUCACCACCUUACGGGAAAAACGGGAGGAGAGUUCCCCUCAUAAAGCGGAUUGCCUCGGCCGGAGCUCCCUCAUGCUCUCCUCAGGAGGGGCGCGGCGCUCCCUCCCAAAGAUCCAGCUGCCGACGUUUUCGGGAAGUUACAAGGAAUGGCGGCCCUACUCGGAUCUCUUCUCGUCGAUGGUGGGUGAGUGCCCGGACAUCGACCCGGUGGAGAAGAUGUAUUACCUCAAGGCCAGCCUCUCCGGAGAAGCGGCGGGCCUCGUGGCCAAUAUCCCAGUGAGCAGUGAGGCCUUCUCCCGCGCCUGGGCGACCCUCACGCGGCGAUACGAGAAUCCGAGGCUCCUCAUCUCGGCACAGGUGGACCGGCUGGUCAACAGCACCCCUCUCCCUCCUCGCUCGUCGCAGGCUCUGAACGGUCUCCUCUCCGAGGUUAUGGAGUCCUUGGAGGCCCUCAAGGGUCUCGCCGUUCCCCUCGAAAAUUGGGACGUGAUUCUGGUUCACCUCGUUGUGCGCCGCCUGGAUACCAUUACCCGCGAGGCUUGGGAAAACCACCUCGGCCACUAG
This is a messenger RNA of Osmia bicornis bicornis, 843 nucleotides long. RefSeq lists its product as uncharacterized. The coding region runs from base 1 to 843 and encodes 280 amino acids. The transcript has a single exon. The record is from RefSeq and is a predicted model, not a curated record. NCBI's taxonomy places the organism in Eukaryota, Metazoa, Arthropoda, Insecta, Hymenoptera, Megachilidae.